AUGCAAGACGACAGGCGACCUGGACCCCCUCCGGCUGGUCACCCCUCGGCCGGUCCCUACGGGUCGCAGUUCAAGGUCGCCAUUCCACGCUUACCACCCCGACGCGCCCCGCCACCCACCACGCCCAAGUCGCGCCAGAGGGACAGAGUCCAGCGGGCAUGUCGUAACUGCCAUAAGAGGAAGAUCAAGUGUAGCGGCGGCCUCCCCCGCUGCAACUACUGCGACAAGACCGACAAGACAUGUGUAUACGAGCGCCCCAGGAAAGACCGUCUGGCGACUGCCAAAGACCGCAACCAUGCCCUCGUCUCCGUCCUCAGAGACCUCAGCUUGCGCGUCAGCGACGAUGACCGACGUCGAAUUGAAGAUGCCCUCCAGGAUUCAGAUGACGAGGUCGGGUCGCCCGUCUCCAUAUCCUCUUCUUCGCGAGCAUCCGCCCCUCAGCCAUUCUCUCAGCACUCGCGCAUGCACCCCUUUGCCCCGUCCUCUAGCUAUGUGCCGCUCGGAGCAGAGACCUCGCCUACCUCGGAUCAGUCACCCCUUCCUCGCCUGGACGGUACUGUCCCGGAAGACUCUGGCGACGAAGACGGUGGCGAAGUGCCCAAUGUAGUCGAAGCAGGCUUCUUGGGCCAGAUCUCCGAAGUACAGUGGCUACAGACGCUCAGGAGCAGAGUACAAGCGCUCGAUACCGUUCUGCUUGGCCCACCUGACACCACUGCGCCACUCUCUCAGCCACCCUCGCCUACUUUCACUGCCUCACCCACCUCCCUUGCCGCAACCCCGCUCGAACAGAUCGCGCUCACCAACUACUAUCUCGACGAAGAAGGUAUAAAACUCACAGACUGUGGGAAUCCCUUUGAGCUGCCACCCGAGCAUACUGCAGCACUGCUAUUCCAGUGCUUCACCCAGACCAUCCAAAGCUCCUUUCCCAUCCUCCCCCCAACUAUUGAGCACCAGCUGCUCCAAUACUAUACCUUGGUUCGGAACGGGCAGGCUAUACAUUGCCCGGAGAAAUGGUUUGCGCUAGUCAACCUCGUCUUUGCCAUAGGCGCCAAGUUUUCACAUCUCGUCCAGGCCGACUGGAGAGCUGAUGAACUGGAUCACAUCGUCUACUUGUCGCGUGCCUUUCAAUUGCUUAGCAUGGCGAUGCGAUCGGCUUUCUCGCUCGGCCUUCACGUGCAACAAGAUGAUCAAUCUGUCUCUGCCGCCCGAAGGCAGAGUAUGGUUUGCACCUGGUGGAGUUUACAUGCCCUGGAGAGCAUGCUCAGUUCGAUUACCGGUCGACCGAGCAUUAUACCCAACGAAGACAUCACAACUCCACUGCCCAGUGCCGUGAAUAGCGAUCAGACCCAAAGCGUACCUGUGCCCAGUCUCGACUUUCUCGAUGCCGAUAUCCACCUGAAUCUCCUGACCCAGCAAAUCAUCUCCAACCUCUACACACAGCGUAGAUCUGCGCCAUCAUGGGACUACCUCCAACAAAUGACUAUAUCUCUAUGCGAACACCUUGACAAGUGGGCAUUUGAAUACAUUCCCCAAGUUCAGUCAGAAGAACGGAACUCAGCUCGCAUGCAACAACGCGACGUCUUCUUGCUCAAACUUCAGUACUACCGACUGAAGGUUCUGACGACUCGUCCCUCACUGCGCCGUAUUGAACGCUGUUUCCAAGCCGGAACCGAUGACUUCAAUUCGCUCGAUCAGUCUGUGGCAGAGUCGUGCGUACAAGCGGCACGAGAUGUGGCAUCGCUGUUGGCAAACGAGCCUAAUGUCAGGAGUCUAUAUGAAAAAGGGCCCUGGUGGACAAUUGUCCACAACAUCAUGCAAGCUCUCGCCGUCCUCAUGAUAGCCAUAUCCUGUCCCGAUCACUUCCGCGACACACACCAAGCGUCUGUGCACAGCACACGGCAACUCGUCACCUCACUCCGCAGCAUGUGCGACACAAACAUGCUGGCUUCCCGCGCCUACCAGGUCGUAUAUUCGAUAGUCAAGACGUCAAAACCGUACGUCUGGGCCGACAUAGCAGAUGCCUUCCCGGAUGAGGUCAUCAUGGUGCUGCAACAGCCAGCACCAGCAAAGGUGGAUCCACAGUAUCUGCCAUGGCCGGACAACGACCAACCAUCCGAAGCUCUUUUCCGCUACGAGAUGGAUAAUUUCGGCAACUACCAUUUCCACAUGUUAUGA
Alternaria arbusti is the source of this 2175-nucleotide messenger RNA. RefSeq lists its product as uncharacterized. NCBI's taxonomy places the organism in Eukaryota, Fungi, Ascomycota, Dothideomycetes, Pleosporales, Pleosporaceae. The record is from RefSeq and is a predicted model, not a curated record. Gene Ontology annotation, biological process: regulation of DNA-templated transcription; DNA-templated transcription. The transcript has 6 exons. Bases 1 to 2175 code for a protein of 724 amino acids. Gene Ontology annotation, molecular function: DNA-binding transcription factor activity, RNA polymerase II-specific; DNA binding; zinc ion binding.